This is a messenger RNA of Colossoma macropomum (tambaqui), 1125 nucleotides long. RefSeq names its product apolipoprotein A-IV b, tandem duplicate 2 (gene apoa4b.2). Bases 100 to 867 code for a protein of 255 amino acids. Gene Ontology annotation, cellular component: extracellular region; high-density lipoprotein particle; blood microparticle. Gene Ontology annotation, molecular function: phospholipid binding; phosphatidylcholine-sterol O-acyltransferase activator activity; cholesterol binding. Lineage: Eukaryota; Metazoa; Chordata; Actinopteri; Characiformes; Serrasalmidae. Gene Ontology annotation, biological process: phospholipid efflux; lipoprotein metabolic process; cholesterol efflux. The record is from RefSeq and is a predicted model, not a curated record. The transcript is spliced from 4 exons.
CUCUCUACAGUAUAUAUAACCUGACUACUCUGCUGGACUUCACACACAAACGUCUGGCAACUGACAGAAUACAGUGACUGAAAGAAUUAAUACAAAGCCAUGAAGGUGCUCGCAGUACUGGUGCUGGCUGUAUUCACAGUCUGCCAAGCCAACCUGUUCUAUGCUGAUGAGCCCAAACCACAGCUGGAGCAACUGACUGAUGCAUUCUGGGACUAUGUUGCCCAGGCAACACGCACCGCUGAGGACACACUAAAGAUGAUCAGAGAGUCUCAGCUGGGACAGGAAGUCAAUGCUAGAAUUACUGAAAGUGCCAACGCAGCCAGUCAGUAUGCUGUCACCCUCCAAAACCAAAUGAGCCCCGUGGCCCAGGACAUCAUUACCAAAAUCACCAAUGAGGCUGAAGUUCUGAGGGAGCGCCUGGAGUCGGACCUGACUACUGUGAGAGAAAAACUAGAGCCCUAUGCUGACGAUCUCAAAGCCCAAAUUCAGCAGAGAGUGGAGGAGCUGAGGGUAGCAGUGGCCCCAUAUGCUGGAUCCCUGGAUUCCGAGGCCCUGAAAGCCACCGUGCUUCAGAAGAGCGAGGAGCUUAGAGGAAGCCUGGAGGAGAGAGUGAAGGAGCUGCAGUCCCAGCUGGGCCCCUACACAGAAGAGCUGAGACAGAAAGUAGAUCAGCACCUGCAGGAAUUCCAGAAGACAGUGUCACCCCUGGCUGAGGAUCUUCAGGCCCAGGUUGCCCAGAGAGCUGCACUGGUCCAGCAGAGUCUGGCUCCCUACGCUGAGGAUCUGAAAGAGAAACUGGAUCCCUACGCUCAAAACCUGAAGGACCAGCUUGCCUCUCUUUACGAGUCCUUCACCAAGACCAGCUAAAUACUCCAAAAGAAAUUUUCCACUCCAAUGACUGACAGGUGCAAAUGAAAAUGAAAGAAGAGCUUUGCCGCCUUCACUGCAUAUAUACCAGAACAUGCCAACAUUUUCACUGUCAUUGUAAUAGCCAGACAACCAGACUGUUUAGUGCAAUUAACACAACGUUAUGCGUGAAGGUGUGAUGUAAUGUCUGAUGUAACAUUUUCCAUUUCUUUAAUUUAUGCAAAAAUAAAAAUAAAAAUAAACUAGAAAACAGCCUGA